GGUGAUUUUCUGGGAUCAUUUUGGGCAUGGCAUGAUUUGGCGAGUUUUCUGAUCACAUUGACCGUAUUCACCACGUUCUGGUCUAUGGUCACCGUGCUCUUAUUACGGUUUCAAUGGUAUGUGGAAACGCUCGGUAUGGUUUCUUUAUUAGUCGAAGCCAGCUUAGGAGCUCCACAAUUAAUUCGGAAUUGGCAACGAAAGUCCACGCAAGGGAUGAGCAUACCCAUGGUAUUAGCGUGGCUUUGUGGAGAUCUCGCGAAAACGGGAUACUUCGUUGCUACUGGUAGUCCUGUCCAGUUUUGGGUGUGCGCUAUAUUACAGAUCUCGAUCGACGUAUUUAUUCUCGGCCAAGUGUUUGUGUAUCGAAAAAAUACAGAUUCAUCUGAAUUGCCGUACAAUUCGAGUUCACCGGUCCAUUCGGUUAUCGAUUAG
Haemonchus placei is the source of this 432-nucleotide messenger RNA. NCBI's taxonomy places the organism in Eukaryota, Metazoa, Nematoda, Chromadorea, Rhabditida, Trichostrongylidae. The record is from the annotation of a GenBank genome assembly.